This is a messenger RNA of Fusarium musae, 1173 nucleotides long. RefSeq lists its product as uncharacterized. Gene Ontology annotation, molecular function: D-lactate dehydrogenase (cytochrome) activity; D-lactate dehydrogenase (NAD+) activity; FAD binding. The record is from RefSeq and is a predicted model, not a curated record. The coding region runs from base 1 to 1173 and encodes 390 amino acids. Lineage: Eukaryota; Fungi; Ascomycota; Sordariomycetes; Hypocreales; Nectriaceae. The transcript has 3 exons. Gene Ontology annotation, cellular component: mitochondrion. Gene Ontology annotation, biological process: lactate catabolic process.
AUGGCAUAUGCGGAUAGAGCAACUAUGCUUAAGGCUGUCGAUGAGAUACGCCAAUUACUCGGUGAAGAUAUCGUGAGCGUAGACUCGGAUGACCUCGAUGAGCAUGGCUACUCAGAGUGGUCUACGUCAAAUACUAACGUACGACCAGUGGCAAUUGCCCGACCAAAGACGACAGAAGAGGUCUCGAGCAUUGCGCGUAUUUGCACCAAGUAUAAGGUACCCAUGACUCCAUACGGUGCUGGAUCCAGCGUUGAAGGCAAUUUUAGUUCACCGUAUUCUGGAGUAUGUCUUGAUCUAUGUGGCAUGGAUAAAAUCGUGGCAUUUCACCCCGAAGAUAUGGAUAUCGUGGUCCAGGCUGGGGUCAAUUGGACGAAUAUGAACGAAGAGAUCAAGGAUACCGGGCUCUUCUUGCCGCUUGAUCCGAGCCCUACUGCAUUGAUUGGAGGCAUGAUAGCUACGAACUGCAGUGGUACCAAUGCCAUGAGAUAUGGAACCAUGAAGGAUUAUGUUAUUAAUCUCACAGUAGUGCUCUCAGAUGGAUCUGUUAUCAAAACCCGUCAUCGACCUCGUAAAACAUCAGCCGGAUAUAACCUCACAGGCCUUUUUACUGGGUCUGAGGGGACGUUGGGUAUAAUCACUGAAGCGACGUUAAAGCUGGCCAUAAUUCCGGAGAACUUCUCUGUUGCAACAGCCACUUUCUCAACCGUCAAGGAGGCGGCAGAUGCGGCCUUCAAGAUGAUGCGACGGGGAAUACCCCUCGCCGCCCUGGAGAUGAUGGAUGAUGUUCAGAUGAGGGUCAUUAACCAGAGCGGCGGGGCAGGUGGAAGAGUAUGGGAUGAACAUCCUACACUUUUCCUUAAAUUUUCAGGCUCUCAGAAUGCAGUUCAAGACAGUAUCAGGCUGGCCAAAGAGAUCGCCAAGUCCAACAGCUGCGGUUCUUUCGAAUUUGCCAAGACGGAGGAUGAGAUUCAAUCCCUUUGGUCUGCCAGAAAACAAGCUUUGUGGGCGAGCCUCGCCGUUCGACCUGAGGGUACUCAGAUCUGGUCUACAGAUGUUGCUGUACCUCUGUCUCGAAUGGCCGAACUAAUCGGUGAGCAGCAUGAACCCCUCCAACAUUGGCUUGUGCUAACAAGAUAUCGACAGAAAUAUCGAAGCAACAGGCCAGUCAACUAG